Desarmillaria tabescens is the source of this 1536-nucleotide messenger RNA. RefSeq lists its product as uncharacterized. Lineage: Eukaryota; Fungi; Basidiomycota; Agaricomycetes; Agaricales; Physalacriaceae. The transcript is spliced from 4 exons. The record is from RefSeq and is a predicted model, not a curated record. The coding region runs from base 1 to 1536 and encodes 511 amino acids.
AUGGUGUUCUAUUUUCGAUGUUUCCUUCUCUUAUCGUCGAUUGUACAAACCAGAGCAGCACAGGACAACGACGGAAGCUCGAACGACUCGAGCAGUAGGACCACCUGGGACAUCAUUUGGAGUUGCAUUGCCACUAUAUUUGCUUGCACUUGGCUUGCCGUACACCCCAACAUUCCCAGCCGGUACAUGAGGGAGAAAGGCCGCCUAUUUCUGAGCCUGCACCGCGUUAAGCACAUGCUACUGGCUAUCAUUUGCCCGGAAGCUGUAAUUACAUGGGCAUUUAGGCAACGACUUGUUGCAUCAGUACUAUCUAAACGUCUGUCACACCCUCUACUUCUGUUUCCAGUGACUGAACCACGGCCCUCAGACUUGAAACUAUCAAUGACGCAUAGUUUUUUCAUUAGCAUGGGCGGAUUUAUAGGGAAAGACGAUCGUCCAAUUACUCCUGCCGAUUUCUUUGUCACUGAUGCCGAAAUACGCUCUGAUCUGGACAUAUCGCCCAUUAUGAGCAUCCCCGAGGAAGAGCUGAUGGACAAGAGCAAAGGCGACAUGCUUUCAAAAAGCAUUUCCCUUCUUCAAACCACCUGGUUUGUCAUUCAAUACAUUUCUCGGAUGGCCUCCUCUCUACCAAGGACGCAGCUUGAAACCGCCACACUGGCCUUCGCCCUUCUAAACUUCUGUAACUAUAUUCUAUGGUGGCAUAAACCUCUGGACGUCCAAUAUCCGCUGCAAAACAAAGCCAUCGAAGAUAUGGGCAUUAAAUGGAUGCAGUCCGAAUCGAUGAAUUCGACGAAUUCGUCAUUUCUAUCUGGGGAGUCGAUUGUCCAUGACGAGGAAUCAUUGGUAUCAUCAGCACAACUGACCACAGACAUGAUUCUGGAGGAUGAGGACCCUGUUAAAAGGGCCGCAGAACCCAGAUCCUCAUCACUCACCUCAUCCAUACACAACAAUUCCCACCAUGGUGGACCCAUGCCCUAUGGUACUUGCGUACCCACUUCCACGAGUUUCGAAUCCACUUCCACACAACAAAUUUCCAUCAACUACAUCGAAAAUCAUAUAUCAGAGCAAACGUGCCUGAUCCUCUCAAAAAUACUAGGUGGACAAGAAGUAAAUAUGAUAUAUGUUCACAAUACGACUCUGCCAAUGCUAUGGGCCGGGCAACUGAGCUGGAGCCAAAUGUGUUAUAGUGCGUAUUUUGGAGGAUGCUUUGGAGCUCUAUUUGGUGGUUUACAUUGCAUCGGAUGGGCAUCUUCAGGUUCCUUUGAUUCGUCCUUGGAACAGCUUCUGUGGAAAGUCUCAUCCUUAUCGAUUGCUAUUAUACCCAUCAUCGUCGCUUUGGCGAGUCACUUCGCACUUUUGAAGUCUUAUAUAAUCAGACGGGUACCUUGGCUCAUCCCAUAUUCUGUUCCGAUUCUCGCAUUCAUCUAUGUAUGCGCCAGAAUCUAUAUACUAGUAGAUAUGUUUGUUUCUCUCAGAUCCAUUCCCUCAGCAGCGUUGGAGGAGAUUGACUGGACGAGAUACAUUCCUCAUAUAUAA